Messenger RNA from Penicillium alfredii, 762 nucleotides. Its product is annotated as synaptobrevin family protein. The transcript is spliced from 2 exons. Gene Ontology annotation, cellular component: membrane. The record is from RefSeq and is a predicted model, not a curated record. NCBI's taxonomy places the organism in Eukaryota, Fungi, Ascomycota, Eurotiomycetes, Eurotiales, Aspergillaceae. Bases 1 to 762 code for a protein of 253 amino acids. Gene Ontology annotation, biological process: vesicle-mediated transport.
AUGGCCUCUUCCUCGAAGCCGCCGAGCUCCCUGCUCUACUCCUGCAUUGCUCACCGCACCACCAUCCUCGCCGAACACUCCUCUCCCGGCUCCUCGUCGACCUCGGCGUCAUCGCUAGCCUCUAUCAUCCUCCCCAAGAUCACACACGACAAAUCUCAGAAGCUCACCUUCACACAUGACCGGCUGUUUGUCCACUAUAUUGCAGACUCGCCUGCCGACGAAAAUGGCAGUCGCACGGAGCCCAGCUCCCACGCACCCCUCAGCUUCGUCGUGGUCGCGACAGCCGAGCAGGGCCGCCGCAUCCCGUUCGCCUAUCUCCUUGAAAUGAAACGAAACUUCCUCUCCUCCUAUCCGCCCUCCAGCACCGAGUUUGCUUCACUCCCCGCCUAUGGCUGCGCCGCCUUCAACGCUGAGCUGCGCUCCCUCCUGCAAACCUACAACACCGCUCCGCCUGCUGACUCGCUUGCCUCGGCACGACGUGAGAUCGACAGCGUGCGCGAUAUCAUGACCGAGAAUAUUGAGCGUGUCUUGGAGCGUGGCGAGCGUAUCGAUCUUCUGGUGGAUAAGACCGACCGACUCGGCGGCAGUGCACACGACUUCCGUAUUCGCAGUCGCGGCCUGCGUCGACGGAUGUGGUGGAAGAAUAUUAAGCUGGUUGUUCUCUUGGUGGUUGUGGUGAUCUUCCUCCUUUAUCUGUUUAUCGGCAUGGGAUGUGGUCUGCCCGCCUGGUCCCAGUGCGUCGGCCACAAGAGCCAGGCAUAA